Vigna unguiculata (cowpea) is the source of this 2352-nucleotide messenger RNA. RefSeq names its product F-box/LRR-repeat protein 4-like. Gene Ontology annotation, molecular function: protein binding. Gene Ontology annotation, biological process: SCF-dependent proteasomal ubiquitin-dependent protein catabolic process. NCBI's taxonomy places the organism in Eukaryota, Viridiplantae, Streptophyta, Magnoliopsida, Fabales, Fabaceae. The record is from RefSeq and is a predicted model, not a curated record. Gene Ontology annotation, cellular component: SCF ubiquitin ligase complex.
GACAAACAAGGACAUAUUGGGAGUGGAGAGGCCCAGUUUUUACGCCGUUCUAUUUGUUGCAAUGAGCAAAUGCCAAGAAUGCCAUUCGCAUCUUCUUCCAUGACUAUUAUUCUAUUCUCUUACACAUUCAUCUGUCUCAGUUUCUGAAUGACCCAAUAACCCAUUUUCCCCGCUCCACCGAUCACCCACACCAUGCGAGGCCACGAUUGGAUCAACAACUCGCUUCCCGAUGAGUUAAUCGUCGAAAUAUUCUCCCAUCUCCACACUAAGUCCACCCGCGACGCCUGCUCCCUCGUCUGCCGCCGCUGGUUCCGCCUCGAACGCCGAACCCGAGCCACCCUCCGAAUCGGCGCCGCUCACCUCUUCCUCGACCUCCUCCCCACCCGCUUCUCCAGUCUCAGAAACCUCUACAUCGACGAACGCCUCUCCAUUCCCCUCCAACUCGGAAGAAAACGAACCGCGGAGGAAGAUAGCGAUCUCGAGUCCGUCUGUUUAUCCGAUGCUGGUUUGUCUUCACUCGGAGAAGGCUUCCCCAACCUUCACAGAUUGGGCUUAAUCUGGUGUUCCAAUGUCUCUAGCGAUGGCUUGACGUCCUUUGCUCGGAAAUGCAGUUCCCUCAAAGCCUUAGAUUUACAAGGUUGUUAUGUCGGGGAUCAGGGCCUGACUGCUGUUGGACAGUGUUGCAAGCAUCUUGAAGAUUUGAAUCUGCGCUUCUGCGAAGGCUUGACUGAUUCGGGUUUGGUUGAGUUAGCAGUUGGUGUGGGAAAAUCUUUGAAAUCUCUUGGUGUGGCGGCCUGUGCUAAGAUAACUGAUAUCUCGAUGGAGGCUGUAGGAUCAAAUUGCUGCUCCCUUGAGACAUUGUCCUUGGAUUCUGAGUUCAUCCACAAUAAAGGGCUGCUCGCUGUGGCUCAGGGUUGUCCAGCUUUGAAGGUUCUAAAGCUUCAAUGUAUUAAUAUCACAGACGAUGCUUUGAAAGCCGUAGGUACUAGCUGUUUGUCUCUGGAGUUAUUGGCACUGUACAGUUUUCAGAGAUUUACUGAUAAGGGGUUGCGUGCAAUUGGGAAUGGAUGUAAGAAGUUAAAGAAUUUGACUUUAAUUGAUUGCUAUUUUUUAAGCGACAAGGGUCUGGAAGCAAUCGCUACUGGUUGCAAGGAACUUACACAUCUUGAAGUCAAUGGAUGUCACAACAUUGGAACUUUGGGGAUAGAAUACAUUGGGAGAUCUUGCCAGAAACUCACCGAGUUAGCAUUGCUUUACUGCCAUAGAAUAGGAGAUGUUAGCCUUCUUGAGGUGGGGCAGGGGUGCAAAUUCUUGCAAGUUCUUCACUUGGUAGAUUGCUCAAGCAUCGGUGAUGAUGCUAUGUGUAGUAUAGCUAGUGGCUGCCGGAAUAUAAAGAAACUUCAUAUUCGUCGAUGUUACAAGAUUGGGAACAAGGGAAUCAUUGCUGUUGGCAAGCAUUGUACAUCUCUAAUAGAUCUUAGCAUUCGAUUCUGCGACAGGGUGGGGGAUGGGGCCCUUACUGCAAUAGCUGAGGGGUGUUCCCUUCGUUCUCUGAAUGUUAGUGGUUGUCAUCAAAUAGGAGAUGCUGGAGUGAUAUCCAUCGCAAGGGGCUGUCCUCAACUCUGUCAUUUAGAUGUGAGUGUCCUGCAGAAUCUGGGCGAUAUGGCAAUGGCUGAGUUGGGUGAAAACUGCACAUUACUUAAAGAAAUAGUGCUCUCACACUGCCGUCAAAUUACUGAUGUUGGCCUGACGCAUCUUGUCAAGAGUUGCACAAUGCUGGAGUCAUGUCAAAUGGUUUAUUGCUCUGGUAUAACUUCAGCUGGAGUCGCCACCGUUGUUUCUAGCUGUCCCAACAUAAAGAAAGUCCUGGUUGAGAAGUGGAAGGUUAGCCAACGGACGAAGCGACGAGCAGGCUCUAUAAUUGCCUACUUGUGCGUGGACCUUUAGAUCAUAUACAUUAUAUCUCUGACCUUGAGCUUUUUUCUAUUUGAUUUGUGAAUAUAACAAAAUGCUACUGGCAAUUCAGUCUAGCCUAAUGGGUGCGGAGGAUGAGGCAAGUUAGGGUGCCCUCCUUUACAGGAAUUGUAAUUAUGAGAGUAUCAAUAGUGUAGAAACCAAAGGUUUAGAUAAAAAAUGUUUACAGUAGCAUGGUCUCUGGGUAUAUUAUAUAAAGAGGAUAACUGAUAUUUGAUUUAAGACGUUACGGAGAAAUCUUGUUAGGCUAAACCAGAGGUUUCAUUUCAUGUUACUUCUCCAAGUAAUAAGCCUCAAUUGUCCUCAGAGAGAUCUUGUUCUUUUCUUGGAUUUCGGAUUCUUUGUUGAAGUAUGGAUUUGUGCAUGGUUUCUGUAAUA